Molecule: messenger RNA, 711 nt
Organism: Phragmites australis (common reed)
Lineage: Eukaryota; Viridiplantae; Streptophyta; Magnoliopsida; Poales; Poaceae
Exons: 2
Coding region: 126-518 (130 amino acids)
Biological process (GO): translation
Cellular component (GO): ribosome
Molecular function (GO): structural constituent of ribosome
Source: RefSeq, a predicted model, not a curated record
ACACCGAAGCCUCAAGAAGUCAUCAGAGAACCAAAGGAUAGCAAAGCGAUAAGAGGAGGAACAGAGCAGCCGAAGCCAAGGCCGUCGCACCUGCGCGCGAGGCAGCAAGGAGGCCCCCAUCCGCCAUGACGCUCUCGCUCUCCACCUCCUUCCUCCCCACUCCCGCCGCCGCGAGGACCACCGCCCGCGCCCUCCGCUCGGUCGUCCCCUCCCAGGGGAUGCGCUGCUCGAUGCGCAAGAAGGGGCUGCACCCGGAGAUCUACGAGGACGCGAAGGUGUACUGCAACGGCGAGCUGGUGCUGGUGACGGGGGGCACCAAGCCGGAGUACACGGUGGACGUGUGGUCCGGGAACCACCCCUACUACGUCGGCGACACCUCGGCGCUGGUCGUCAUGGACAGCCAGAUCGAGAAGUUCCGCAAGAAGUGGGGGCACGUCAAGGAGUACUGGCCCGAGGACCAGUGGAGGGAGAUGCACCCCGACGGCGACCCGGAGUUCGAGCCCGAGGGAGACAACUGAGCAACGGCUUCCUUCAAUCCUUCCUCUUCAUCUUCCUCCCCUGGUACGCUUGCGUUGAUUCUCCUGUUGCGUUUGCAUUACUCUCGAGGUGUUGGCGUAAUGUUUGUUCGCAAUGGAACUAUGGACAUGAUAGUAUGAUAUGCUAUACCGCUGUGCUUACUCUAUAAGAGUGAUGUUUGGUUUCCCUAUGAAA